AUGGCUAAUGUACAUACACUACGAGAUAUUAGCUCUAAUAAAGGUUAUCGUCUUGGUAGUAUGCGUGAGCAGGAGCUCGAAGAAACUUUACAACGCAGUUUAAAGUCCAUAUCCGAGCUAAAUGAUUGUAAUGAAGCAUUGCAAUCUAAAUACUCAAAGCAAGUAAAGGUUUUUGAUCAGGAGAGAAAGGGGUGGAAUCGGGAAAUAAAACAAUGGGAAAGUGCAUUUG
This is a messenger RNA of Entrophospora candida, 229 nucleotides long. The record is from the annotation of a GenBank genome assembly. NCBI's taxonomy places the organism in Eukaryota, Fungi, Glomeromycota, Glomeromycetes, Entrophosporales, Entrophosporaceae.